AUGGCUUCUGCGGACUCAGCCUACUCGGCCGCCCCUUCCCCGUUCCCUCCCUGCGAGUGCCCAGCGGCCGCGACGCAGACUUCUUCCUCUUCGGCUGCUGCGGCUCUUUCCGCCGCGGCUGAGGAGGAGCUUGAGGCGCUCAAGGCGAUCUACGGAGAGGAAGCUGUUCGCUUCCAUUCCUGUUGUCGCCUCGUUCAAGUUCAGACGGAGACGACGCGGUCGCGUGUGCAGCAAGGCUCGAGCUCUCUGCUGGGGUUGCACUGCGGGCGCGAUUGCGACGAAGCAGCCGGUGACGAAGACGACGAGACCUCUUUCUGGUUUCUAGUUCAGCUCUUUCUCCCUGCCGGGUUCCUUGAACCCGACUUUGUCGCCCCUGUCUGCGUCGUCAACACGCCGUGGGAACAGGAUCGCGCGGCGUCGCUGCGCAUGCAAAACGAGUUGCUGGCGCUCCAGGGAGACGGCGAGCAGAAGGCCUCUGUGGGUCAUCCAGGUCUCUUUGACUUCGUCGAAUGCGUGCGCAGCUGCCUCCCCCUUCCCCCGUGCCCGAGCAGGAGCGAUGAACAGGACUGCGUGGAGCGCUUGGAGGGAGCCUUCGAGGCUGAGGUCAAACGCGACGACGCGUCACAGGGCGCCGCGAGCAAUGGUCGCGCAGCAACCGAGCCUCCGUCUCCGGAGGCGGACACGGCCUCCGCCGCACGCCGCGAGGCGGCGUCUCCCUCCGCCUUCGCGGGAGUCGGCACUGCGCUCUACACUGGACCAACCGUGACCGUCCACAAGAGCCGCUUCGUCGGCGUCUGCGCGACAGUGUACUCUCUGGAUGGAGUCCGCGCGUUGUAUCGACACGUGCGUGAGAUGCACUACGGCGCCACACACGUGAUCAUGGCCUUCUCCAUUCGGCAGCGGCGACCGCGCGUUGCCUCGAAAAGAAGAGAGCGCUGCCAGGCUCGACCGGCGCCGUCGGCGGAGGACGCCAGCCGUGACCAGGCAUGCAUCUCCUCAGCGAAGACCCGCGACGGCGAGCGAAGCCGCACAGAAGCCUGCAGCGGCGCCCGGGCGCCCCCCGAGUGGAACGACGCACCUAGCUGCACUCGGUUCAAGCGAAACAAAGGUAAGGAGCGCGAGAAGAAGCCGGCCGAGAAGGAGAAGGCGACAGAGGCCGAGGUAGACGAGGAGGAAUUCAUAGACAACUGCGAUCACGAUUCGGACGGAGAAACCGGCGCAGGACGUAAGCUCCAGCAACUCCUCUACAACCUGAAAGCGCGCAACGUCUUCCUCGUAGUCACCCGCUGGUACGGGGGCGUCCUCUUAGGCCCGGAUCGCUUCCGCAUUAUCGCAAGCGUCGGUCGCCAGGCGCUGGACGCCAGCGGCGUCCUCGAACCCGCUGUGCUUGACGGCGUCAAACGCGAAAGUCACAAGAAAAAGAUUUCCGGGUUCAGGGCAUAA
Molecule: messenger RNA, 1443 nt
Organism: Besnoitia besnoiti
Lineage: Eukaryota; Apicomplexa; Conoidasida; Eucoccidiorida; Sarcocystidae
Product: putative IMPACT
Exons: 2
Coding region: 1-1443 (480 amino acids)
Biological process (GO): regulation of translational initiation
Cellular component (GO): cytoplasm
Source: RefSeq, a predicted model, not a curated record